Messenger RNA from Naegleria lovaniensis, 1269 nucleotides. RefSeq lists its product as uncharacterized. Bases 1 to 1269 code for a protein of 422 amino acids. Gene Ontology annotation, molecular function: single-stranded DNA endonuclease activity; nucleic acid binding; metal ion binding. Gene Ontology annotation, cellular component: mitochondrial inner membrane; nucleus. The transcript has 3 exons. Gene Ontology annotation, biological process: apoptotic DNA fragmentation. The record is from RefSeq and is a predicted model, not a curated record. Lineage: Eukaryota; Heterolobosea; Eutetramitea; Acrasida; Naegleriidae.
AUGUUAUUAAAAUCUUUCACAAAACUUGCUGCUUGUGCCAUUGUUGGAACAAGUCUUUACAACAAGUCAUCAUUCAUGAACAAUUAUCCAACCAUGUUGGAUGAAAAUGAAUGGAAAUCAAGUGUGGUUGAUGUUAGAAACAAGCUCGUGUUAGCUUCUUCAAGUAGUAGUGCCAUUCAUCCUUCCGUUCCGACAUCACCCGCUGUGGCUACUGCUCAACAAUUAGAGGGAUUGAAAUCAUCAUCAAAAUCAUCAUCAAAUGAAAAGAACGAACUCACUCAGAGUACAGAAAAUAUUUCAACCGAAACGGAUGCCGAGAAGGUAUCAUCUCCAUCCUCCCAAGAGAGCGCAAGACCAACGGCUCCAGUCACUGGUGGCCGUACUCAACCACCAGCAACAACAGCAACUCCUUCUUCGCAAGCUCCAAAACUUCCUGGAUAUGUGAAAACUCACGCCAAAACGAGAGAAAGUUUAGAAUUAUUUCAGACUUUUUAUGAGUUGGGAUUACCACAGGAUAGAGAGAUGCAUCUCUUUUCUGGAUAUUUUUCUGCAACAGAUACUCGAUUGAGAAUUCCAAGUUUUGUGGCAUGGAUGAUUAAAGGAUCAUCUUCUGAUAAAGGUGAAAAAGAGAGAAAAUCAGACCGUUCCAAUUCCAAAUUUCUCACAAGUCCUUUCCUUCCUUCAGAAUUUAAUGCAGACAAUACAGAUUAUUCAGCAUCUGGAUACGAUCGAGGACACAUGUGUCCUUGUGGAGAUUUUUAUUAUAGUAUGGAUCAACAAGGACUUGACGAGACAUUCUAUUUAUCUCAUAAUGUCGUUCCACAAGAACCAAACAAUAACAGAUUUUAUUGGUUGCGUGUGGAAAUGUUUACUAGAAGCUUAGCAAAGCAAUUUGAUAAUGUCUAUGUGGUUGCUGGACCGUUAUUUGUUCCUGAAGAAGUUAAUUCGAAAAAGUUUGUGAAAUAUGAAGUCAUUGGUGAUAAUCAUGUGGCAGUGCCAACUCAUUUGUACAGAGUUCUAGUUGGAGAAAAAAAGGGAGAAAAUAAGUUUUUCAUUCAAGCAUUCAUGUUGCCCAACAAACCCAUUCCAAAAACCAAGCCAAUUACAGACUUUAUCGUUCCAGUUUCAGAAAUUGAAAAACACAGCGGAAUGAAAUUAUUGCACAAAAUUGACAAGGCUAAAACAGCACCUUUAUGUAAGAACUUUAAUUGUGAAUUAAAACCUUGGCAAGAAUUAGAAAUACAAAAGAUUCUAUGGGACAAGACAUAA